Messenger RNA from Leucoraja erinaceus (little skate), 5702 nucleotides. RefSeq names its product gap junction protein delta 2b (gene gjd2b). Gene Ontology annotation, biological process: cell communication. NCBI's taxonomy places the organism in Eukaryota, Metazoa, Chordata, Chondrichthyes, Rajiformes, Rajidae. The transcript is spliced from 2 exons. Gene Ontology annotation, cellular component: connexin complex. The record is from RefSeq and is a predicted model, not a curated record.
AUGCUGGUUUAUACCAAAGAAAGACACAAAAUGAUGGAGUAUCUCAACACAUCUCGGGAGAAUAUGGAUGUGAUGUUUCGGGGCGGGACCAUUCUUCAGACUGAAUAUAAGGAGGAUGCCGAAAUGAACGACAAAUCCACCCACAGUAGUUGUGCAGGUUACUUUGUGCUGGAUGAUGUUAAACUUAUUGACUGUUGUUGGAUCAGCAUUUCCCCAGGCAAGUGACAAGAUUGCUACCAUGCACCUCCGCUGACUUCUCUGUCUUGUAGAUGGUACAAAGGGGUUGCAAAAUUAAUCUCUACUUGCAUCCACACAGCAUUUAGUUGCCAAGGAUGUUGCAGGAGAUUUAUUACAAUGGCAGUGCCAUUGAAUAUCGGCAGGCGAUGUUCUGCUCUUUCUAUUCAUAGACCAUUAUUGCCUGAAACUUAGCUGGCAUAUCAUUACUUGCCACAUACCAGCCCCAAAUAAAAGAGUUUGUGACAUAUUUGGCAAGGGAAUGGAAUAUGAGAAUUUCUGGAAAACCAUUGAUGAAUUGGCCAACAAUAUUAGGAGACUGUGUCUGGGUUUUGCUGCAGGAAUCACAUUGAUAUCUGAGUUAUAUGAAUGGAACUGAACAUCAUGCAGUGAACAUGGUCACUUCAGACCAAAUAACAGAGAAAGGUCACUGGCGAUAUAAUUGAAGAUGGCUGUGCCUGACUCCCCACCCUAAAAGCUUUCUGGAUUCAUACUUUGGGGCUGAGAAGAUUUGGCUUCAAGCAGCUUAUUUGAUUAUUGUGCUUGUGUCUUGACAAUUAAUUCAAAUUGUUAUCUAAACUCAUGAAUGAGAAAAACUGUUCAUUGAUACUUUCAUAUCUGUUAAUCCAGUUACAAUGAAAAGCUCUCUAGAUAUUUUAAUAGUGAUUUCCGCGACAUAACACCACAGAUGGAGGAUUGGCCUAGUUUUCAUUCCUGUGACCUGCUCUAAUCACACAAAAGGUUGCCACAUUAAAAAAAAACAUUUAUUUCCAGUGGCAUUGUUGUAUUUAGACAAAAUAUAUGUCAAUACGUUAUAGGAGCAGAGUUAGACCAUUUGGCCCAUCGAGUCUAUACUAUUCAAUCAUGGCCGAUCUAUCUUUGACACCCUUACUAAUCAAGAAUCCGUCAAUCUCUGCUUUAGAAACACCCAAUGACUUGCAAACACCAUCUAGUGCAGUUCCAAUGCUGUCAAACAAUCAUCAUAUCUUAACCGAGUCAUCCCUGGAAGAUAUCCCUUUCAUGAGUACGAGUCAAGAUUUGGUUGAUAUUUCUUAAAGUGAUGGGUAAUGCGGCAAUCUUUUGGAAGUUAUGGCUGAACCAAUUUUUGGUUUCUGUUGCAGCUAAAGCAAAUUUAUAAAUUAAUUUCACUAAGAGUAGUGAAAGGGCUCCAGAAGUACAAACCACCUGCAUUUAUUUAACAUCUUUUUUUAAUUUCAACCAGCAGCCAUGAUUUUAUCAAAUAGCAGUGCAGACUAGAAGACCCAAGUGGCCUAAUCUAGAUCCUAAUUUGUCUCUUUAAAUUAUUUCAAUCCGUAAAUGUAUUUGAAAUCUAGCAUCAAACAUGCUCAUAAUCCUAACACAUUCGAUUCCAAGCUCUGUAAUGGGAAGAGAUUGCUGGUAGAGAGAGAAAAUGAUUCAUUGAUGUUCUCAAAGCCCCCUCGAGAAAUGGCUUGGUAUAAUUGUAAAAAUUGUCCCCGGUGUGUGUAGAAUAGAGUAACUGAGAUCGCUGGUCGGCGCGGACUCGGUGGGCCGAAGGGCCCGUUUCUUCGCUGUAUCUCUGAAUUAAACUAAACAUUGAAACAUAGAAAAAUAGGUGUAGGAGCAGGCCAUUCGGCCCUUCGAGACAGCACCGCUAUUCAAUAUGAUCAUGACUGAUCAUCUAAAAUCAGUACCCGGUUCCGGCUUUUUCCCAAUAUCCCUGGUUUCCUUUAGUCCUAAGAGCCAAAUCUAACUCUCUCUUGAAAACCUCAAGUGAAUUGGCCUCCACUGCCUUCUGUGGCAGAGAAUUCCACAGAUUCACAACUCUGGGUGAAAACGUUUUUCCUCACCUCAGUCCUAAAUGGCCUGCCCCUUAUUCUUAAACUGUUACCCCUGGUUCUGGACUCCCCCAACAUCGGGAACAUUUUUAUUGCAUCUAGCCUGUCCAAUCCUCUAAGAUUUUUGUAAAAUUGCCCCCUAGCGUGCAGGAUAGAACGAGUGUGAACGGAUGAUCGCUACCAUAUGCUGACUCGGUGGGCCGAAUGGCCUGUUUCCACGCUGUUUCUCUAAACUAAACUAAAACUAUUCCAGCAUCUGCAGUUCCUUUCCACUCCAGAUACUUUGAACAUCAUAGACACAGGGAACUGCAGGUGUUUGAAUCUUGAGUAAAACUACAAAGUGCCGGAGUAACUCAGCAGGCCAGGCAGCAUAUCUGGGGAACAUGGAUAGGUGACGUUUCGGGGUCGGGCUGGCGAGAGCUCCCGACCCAAACCAUCGCCUGUCGUUUCCCCCCAGAGAUGGUGCCUGACCAGCUGAGUUACUCCAUCUCUUUGUGUUUUCCCCCCAAAUUUGAAUGUUGAUUUACAGGCUUCAGACCACAACGGGGGCUUCAAUCAGAGCGUCCCAUUACUCCAAUGACUUUGUAUCUCUCUCUCUCUCUGUUUAAUAUUAACUCAAACACGUCUUGAUAGUGUCAUCAAAGAUGUAAACAGUGUGCUGGAGUAACUCAGCGGGUCAGGCAGCAUCGCUGAAGAAAAAGCAUGUGGGGACCCUUGUGGGGACCCUUCUUCAGGCUGCAAGUAGGGGAUAUGUCACCACAGGGAGCGAUCGCUGUGUUCAAUGAGCCGCUCGGGUUUACGAUUUUUGCAUUUGGCUUUGCUGACGACUUCUUGUUUAAACCGUGCAGUGUGCAUGCCAGUUAUUUUGGGAAUAUAAGAUUACAAUGCAAAUGUUACAGCAAAUUAAUCUGUCCUGGGAUAUUUCAAAAUAAUGAAAUGGUGAAGAUCCUUCUUCAUUUAGCUGAUGUCCACAAAAUAAAACCUGCCUGUGCGUGACGCAGGACGAAAGUAUUUAAAGGAAGAUUAAAACCCGCAUGACUCUAAAUACCACCUUCCCCCAUUCCGACCGUUUCAUCCUCCUCUCCAAAGCGAAUGAGAUUAAAUUAAUCGGCACUUCAGACUAAGGACGGGAAGGCGCUGAGAUGCCAGGUACAGGUCUGCGUUGACACUGCGACCGGCCGUGCUAAAGGGGACGGUUUGGACAGAUUUUUUUUUUUUUGGUGUGGUUUCGUAGAGAAUAAAAGGAGGGUGAAAUCUACCAGCACGGCCGUGCUUUAGUCACCGUUCGUCUCGCCGGAUGCACAGAGAUGGGAGAAUGGACAAUACUAGAGAGGUUGCUGGAGGCGGCUGUUCAACAGCAUUCGACAAUGAUAGGAAGGUAAGCGGAUUGCCAAGAUCUGCAAAAUCAGCAAAUGAACCUUUAACGCGGCGAACUCCCGAUCUUGCUGACAGUGGUAGUGAUUUUCCGAAUCUUGGUGGUGGCCAUCGUGGGCGAGACAGUAUAUGAUGACGAGCAGACCAUGUUUGUAUGCAACACCCUCCAGCCCGGCUGUAACCAGGCUUGUUACGACAAAGCCUUCCCCAUCUCACAUAUACGCUACUGGGUCUUCCAGAUCAUCAUGGUAUGCACUCCCAGCCUCUGCUUUAUAACGUACUCGGUGCACCAGUCCUCCAAACAGCGAGAGAGACAGUACUCCACCGUCUUCAUCACCUUGGAUAAAGACAAGAAGCGAGAAGACAACAAGAUCAAGAACACGACAGUGAACGGGGUGCUGCAGAACUCGGAAUUUUUCACCAAGGAGAUGCAGUCGGACUUUUUAGAAGUUAAAGAAAUGCAAAACUCGGCUGCGAGGAACAGCAAAAUGUCAAAGAUUCGACGGCAGGAAGGGAUCUCGCGUUUCUACAUCAUCCAGGUUGUUUUCAGGAAUGCUUUGGAGAUUGGUUUCUUGAUGGGACAGUACUUCCUCUACGGGUUCAAGGUGCCGUCCAUGUACGAGUGUAACCGAUACCCGUGCGUGAAGAUGGUCGAGUGCUACGUGUCCAGGCCCACGGAGAAGACUGUGUUCCUCGUCUUCAUGUUCGCCGUGAGUGGUCUUUGCGUGAUCCUCAAUCUGGCAGAGUUGAACCACUUGGGUUGGAGGAAGAUCAAAACGGCGGUGAGAGGGGCGCAGGAGCGGCGCAAAUCCAUAUACGAGAUCAGGAACAAGGACUCGCCGCAUAGAAUCGGGGUGCCCAACUUCGGGCGAACUCAGUCCAGCGACUCUGCUUAUGUGUGAGAUGGGAGGGAAGGGCAGGCUCGCUAUUCUCCUCUUGUGCUCGGCUCGAAGGUGAAGCUGCCCGAGGCCGACCCAAGCACGCCAGGGAUGGCUCCCGUGGACACGGGGUGCCCCGCUACCCGCUUCGUUUCGGAAUCUGUCCGGUGGAGUUUACAACGUACCGAAAAUCAGAAUGAGCCCAGCGUGCGUUACACAUUGUCGAAUCAUUCUUACACAUUGCAUGCUGUUUCACCUCGCCAAUUCUGUUGUGCAUUUUAAAAUGUUCCACCGAGCUCCUUCGAGACUUUGAGACCCAACGAACUGGCGAAAACUCCACGCGAAACCGUUCGUAAGUUCUAGGAGCAGAAUUAGGCCAUUCGGCCCAUCGAGUCUACUCCACAAUUGAAUCAUGGUUGUUCUAUCUGCCCCUGCCAACCUCGUUCUAAUGCCUUCUCGCUAUAACCCCUGACAAAUCAAGAAUUAAGUUGCUUGUUUUCGGAUUUGUGCGUGAAGAUACAAAAACAAACCCCUGCUAAUUCAUUCCUGCGCCCACAUUAUUUACACUGUCGUUAUGGAGUAUUUUGUGUAGAAUUAUUGACAUUUUAUUACCAUUCAUGGUAUAAUCAAAACGGCUGCUGAAUGAGAGGGUCGAAACCCUUAUGUGAAUGUUACCCCCCUUUUUAAAGACACUUAAUAAUUGAGCCAUUUUUCCUCUUCACGAGAUAGAAGACACGUUCUGUUUGAAACUGUGCGUUUUAGCACUGGCGAAUGCCGUGGACAGAAAUCUGAUGGACUAAAUUUGUAUAUUUUCUUUUAAAAUACCGUUACUUUUGACGCUGUCUAAUAACAACUAAUUGCAUAGGGUUAAUCUUAUAAUUUAUAUUGAAAACCUAUAUCGUACAGAGCGUUCCAAUGUCUACAGUUUUUAGGAAUUAUUCUCCUGUGUUUGCCUACAUGUCCCUACCGCUAACCUUAAUUUGUCGUACAAUUUUGUAUCUACUUGAAACACCGCGUCUGAUAUUAAACGCCCUCGACAUGCAGAGGUUGUGUGAAGUUAACACAUAUUUAUUUUCAAUGUUCUGAUUCAUUCGGUGUACAAAUGGUAAAUGAACCAAAGUAUCUGAAGUUCUAAACUUCAAUCGGGGAAUGAGUUUCGAAGAAAGGCAUUUCAUCCAAGGUACUCUGCUCAAAAUGAAAUUUAUAUUAGGCCAGUGCAUGUAUGGGCCGGAGGCUAAAAUGUGGCACGGUGGCGCAGCGGUAGAAUUGCUGCCUCACAGCUCCAGAGAUCCGGAUUCGAUCCUGACUGCUGGUGCUGUUUGUACGGAGUUUCUACGUUCUCCCUGUGGGUUUCCUCUGGGUGCUCCGAUUUCCUCCCACACUCCAAAGACGAGCAAGU